AUGGCCCCACCUCACUCGGAUAGGGGUGAUGACAAGUAUCUUUGGCGUAAUGGAGCUGAUCAUUUCGUUCCAAAGUUUUCAUCUAAAGCAACAUGGCAUCGUAUCAGAGAGAGAGCUCCUGAGGUCCCUUGGUGGGAUCUGAUAUGGUUUAAAGAAGAGAUUCCAAGAUGUUCCUUUGUAGCUUGGAUGGCAGUACUCUCCAGACUACCUACAAAAGAUAGAUUGUCCUCGUGGGGCAUGAAUGUCUCUACGCUUUGCGUCAUGUGCUCUUCUGGACAGGAAUCCCAUCAGCACUUAUUCUUUUUGUGCCCAUAUGUCUCAGCUGUCUGGUCUCACUUCUCUGGAAGCGCUUGGCAAGCUGCUCCGUUGUCUAUGCUUGAUGUUGCUGAUAUCAUCGCUGUCUAUCCUCAGUUGCGAGUGGUGAUUAAAUUGUUGAUGCAGGUUAUUGUUUACUGCAUCUGGCGGGAGAGGAAUUCUCGCAUUUUCAAGCAGGUUGCCACUUCAGAAGCAGGGGUGAUCUCGCGUGUUGAUAGGCUGAUCAGGGAUCGGCUCCUCUCCAUCUCUCCUUCAGGACCACAGUCUCCGUCGCUGCUCCAGCUAUUCUUCUCCCUCACCUUUCGGCCUCCUUAG
Messenger RNA from Brassica rapa (field mustard), 630 nucleotides. RefSeq lists its product as uncharacterized. Lineage: Eukaryota; Viridiplantae; Streptophyta; Magnoliopsida; Brassicales; Brassicaceae. The record is from RefSeq and is a predicted model, not a curated record.